AUACUAAGUAGCUCGCGUAACACCCCAUUUGGAAAGGUAACAAUAGCGUACGCCAAAUUGCGCACCAUUCAGUGACUUAACAUUUUACGUCAAGCGUCUACACUGAUCUUUCCCCUUUUUUGUCGGCUUAGAAAGUGGGACAAAGACGCGCUGUACUUUCUCCAAGUUUGGUCUUCCCCUUUAAUGGCAGUGCAGCCCUAGUGGUGGCUACUGGACUGUAGGAUUCCCUGGGAACUCUGCGGAGAGAAGAAUGAAAUAGCCUUCACUCCAAACCAGGAUCAUGGCGGCUCCGCUCGGGCGGGACACUUUACCUGAUCACUGGUCGUAUGGAGUAUGCAGAGAUGGCAGGGUAUUCUUCAUCAAUGACAAAACUCGGAGCACUACUUGGCUCCAUCCCCGGACUGGUGAACCUGUCAACUCAGGACACAUGAUAAGAUCAGAUUUACCACGAGGAUGGGAAGAAGGAUUCACCGAUGAAGGAGCCAGCUACUUCAUUAACCACAACCAGAGGACGACCGCUUUCCACCAUCCCGUGACGGGACAGAUAUCGCCUGAAAAUUCCGACUACAUCCUUCAGGAACAGACGAACUCCCGCAUGUCCAAACCACCGCCAGACCACAGGCCACCCAGCAUGGUCAGUGAGACCUCCACAGCUGUGACCACAUCCACAGUGGACGCCACUUCAGGGUCUAAGGUCUCCAGGAGCAUUGGGAAGGUGCACAGCUUUGGGAAGAGGGAGCAAGCAAUCAAGAGGAACCCCAACAUGCCUGUGGUGGUCCGGGGAUGGCUCUACAAACAGGACAGCUCCGGAAUGAGGCUGUGGAAGCGCAAGUGGUUCGUGUUGUCUGAUUACUGCCUCUUCUAUUACAAAGACAGCCGAGAGGAGACAGUCCUGGGCAGCAUUCCCCUCCCUAGCUACGUCAUCUCACCGGUGGAGCCAGACGACCACAUCAGCCGCAAGUAUGCCUUUAAGGCCACCCAUACAGGGAUGCGCUCGUACAUUUACAAUAAGAACUCUGUGAUUGGCUCGCAGGCCGAGCAUGGGGGCAUGCGCACCUACUACUUCAGCGCCGACACCCAGGAGGACAUGAACGGCUGGAUCAGAGCCAUGAACCAGGCAGCGCUCAUGCAGAGCCAUGGCGUCAAGAGAGAGGUCGAGAGGCCAGAGAAGCUAGAGCAACAGGCAGUCCCGCAGACCAAUCAUGUCAACAGCUGCAGCAAGAGCUCCUCCCAGCCCGAGAGCCUCUACCAGCCAGCGGAGCGGGGGGAGGGACCCAGCAAGGACGUGGAGCGGGCAGAGGCACAGGCCCAGGCCAGGGUGGAGGUGGAAGGGCUCUCGCCGGACUCGGUGGCCCCCUCGCGGCCCUCCUCCACCCUGCCGUCCACCCACCGUAACGGCCUCCCCCCAGGCCCCGGGGCGCUGGCCCCCGAGCAGAACGGCGGCGUGGUGUACAAGAGGGCCACGGUGCAGCGCGCCCACACGGAGAAGCAGGUGCAGAGGAAGACUGCGCUGGCCCAGGUGGAGCACUGGGUCAAAGUGCAGAAAGGAGACCCCAAGAGCCAUCCCUCCACAGACUACAGCCUUCCCCGGCGGACGCCUCCUCUGCAGCCCAAGGCCAGCAUGGUGGAGGCCUACCAGUCGUUGCCAAAGACCCUCCGUCUCCCCUCCUCUGGGGGCUCCCCACCGACGCCCCGCAACCUGCCCAGCGACUACAAGUACGCCCAGGACCGCCUGAGCCACUUCCGCAUGAGCACGGACGAGCGGCUGGCGAGCCGCGAGGGCAUGGUGUGGCAGCUGUACGAGUGGCAGCAGCGGCAGCAGUUCCGGCACGGCAGCCCCACGGCGCCCAUCUACACGGGGCCCGACUACCUGGACACGGCCGGCGCCUCCUUCCGCGUGCUGGAGGUGCCGCGCUCCAUCUCCGUGCCGCCGUCGCCCUGCGAGGUGCCCCCGUCCGCGCCCUCCUCCAAGCCGCUGUCGCCGCGGAGACCGCACACGCCCUCCGACCGGGUGACAGUGCGGCCGCUCAACGAGGUCCCGCUCGCCGACCACCCGUUUCUCUGCUCCCCGCGACGCACGAGCUCACAGCUCUCCAAGACUGCACAAAUAGAGAGACGAUCAGUGCCAACCAUGGGCUACAUCACCCAUACGGUCAGCGCACCAAGCUUGCAUGGGAAAACGCCGGAGGAGCUCACCCUGCUCCUCAUCCAGCUCAGGAGGCAUCAGGCCAAGAUGGCGGGCGUGCGCAGCGACACGCUCGCGCACCUCCACCACCACCACCACCAGCAGCACAAUGGCCUCUCCAGCCUGCAGGCCGAUGAUACUUACAUGCAGCUGAAGAAGGACCUGGAGUAUCUAGACCUGAAGAUGAAAAGUAUUGAACAACUGAUCGUUUUGGUUUGCAAUAGCAUACAAAAGUCCUCUCACGGUUUGGGCUCCGUUCUGAAUGUCACCGGUCGUGAAACGCUAAAAGACAGACCAGCACGGCCCGUUAAAAUAGCUGAAAGUGACAUUGAUGUGAAGCUGAGCAGAUUAUGUGAACAGGACAAGAUCCUUCAAGAGUUGGAGAUGAGGAUUCGUACCCUAAAGGAGGAUAAGGACAAGCUGGAGUCGGUGCUGGAUGUGUCCCAUCAGCAGAUGGAGCAGUACCGCGACCAGCCCGCUCACGCCGAGAAGAUCGCCUACCAGCAGAGGCUGCUGCAGGAGGACGUGGUGCACAUCCGUGCUGAGAUUUCACAGCUCUCCACGGAGAUGGAGAACGCCUGGAGUGAGUACAGCCGUCUGGAGGUGGAUGUGGACCGGCUCAGGUCGGCCCUGCAGGAGCAGAUGAGCCGCUGCUCCAUCACUCAGCAAGAGAAAGCUCAGUUGAGGAAGGAGCUGUGGCGGAUAGAGGAUGUGAUGGCUGGCUUGAGCUCCAGCAAAGCCAACUACAAAAUCACAGUCGACUCAGUGCAGAACCCAGAGCGGAAACUUGUGCCUUCAGUGUCCUCCUCAGUGCCUUCCCUCUCGGCGAGCCCGUCGGCAGGGCAGCUGAAGUCUCUUCCGCACAGCCCCUCCCAGCCUACCCAGCAGCCCGCUGGCCUGCACGCUGCACACAAACCAAAUUGGGCUGAGGAGGGUGCUCCACCACGGCCUCCUCUUCCUCAGCUCUACAGCCCUGAUGAGCACCCCCCUGAAGUGCCCCCUCUGCCCAAGGAGUCGUCCGUCAUCAGGCACACUUCUGUCCGAGGCCUCAAGCGCCAGUCCGACGAGCGCAAGAGAGACCGCGAGAUCGGGCAGUUCUCCAACGGAGACAAGGUGGAGCUGCGGGCGUUUCUCAGCGAGCCAGAGCUGAGAGGGGUCAGUGGGGUGCAGGGGGCCUCAGCGCUGACCAGCGGAUACCAGACCCUGCCCAGCAGAGGAGUAACAGGCUCCUCCUCGCGACUGAAUCAGUCCACCAACAUUUCAUCUUAUGUCACCCUGAGAAGAGGAGCAUCGGCGCCAGGCUUGAAGGAGAGACCAAAGAGCGCUCUGGAGCGUCUGUAUGGAGACCCUGCGCUGCAGCGGGGUCGCAUGAGCGCCGAGGAGCAGCUGGAGCGCAUGAAACGCCACCAGAAGGCGUUGGUGCGCGAGCGCAAGCGCACCCUCAGCCAGGGCGAGCGGCACGCCUCGGCCUCUGCCUCCGUGGCCUCCUCCCCGGCCGCCACCGGUCCCCGGUCCGGCUCGUCCGCGUCCGGAGCGACCACCCCGCGACCCGUCUCAGCUGACCUGGGAUCAUGGAAGCGCGAGCAGGAGUUUGACCUGCAGCUGCUGGAGCGUGCGGUGCAGGGAGAGGAGCGUCCGCCGGAGCACCGGGAGAGACCGCGCUCCCAGUCGGACGAAUGGCUCACCCUGUGCUCCAUGAAGGAGCUGGACCUGGAGCCAGUGGACUACACUGUGGACCUGAGCAAAGAGUUGUCCAAGCCCAAGAAGGUAGAGAUCCCUGAGCGCUACGUGGACCUGGAGCCCGAGGAGCCGAUCAGCCCUCAGGAGCUGGAGGCCCGCCACCGCAAAGUGCAGCGCAUCAAGAGCAUCCUGGCCAAGUCCAGUGUCCAGAACAUACCCCCCACGGUGGUGGUGGAUAAGUGUGAGCUCCCGGACCUGGACUCUGCAUUGCAGGAGCAGGAGAGGAUCAUCACCAUGUCUUACGCUCUCGCCUCCGAAGCCUCCCUCAAGAGCAAGCAGGUGGCAGCUCCUCAGCAGGCUAACGACGCCGCUGACUCCCCUCCGCCCUUCUCCCCUCUUCUUCCUCCUCCACCUCCUCCUCCUCUCCCGCCCCCCACCGCCUCCUCUGAGGCACCUCCUCCUCCUCCCCCUCCCCUCAGCAAUGGAUUUCACUACACCUUUGUCUAAUCAGAGCAAAUAAAACCAAAGCUGUAUUUGGACACUGAUGUGGUGCUGACAGACUGUGUAAUCGGCGUAGCUUGGCUUCCCCAUCUCCAUUCACCCCCCAGUAGACGAACACUAGUGCACACGGGGAAGGGCAGACAUGGCUAAAUGCAGCAUAACUCAUUUAAUGAUGCAUUAUUUUGUCAUAGACCAUGAAGUUAUUAUUUUGUAUAGCAAACAGAAGUCAUUGCUGUGGAGACUGCUGUGCAUAUAUUAACUUGGGAAAUGUCUAACAAUGGUAAUCUUACAAUAGGAAAAAGAAAAAUACAUUUUAUACAUGUUAUUGCACUUUUAACACUCUACUGUAUCAUAGUGAGAAACUGAUACUGAGCUGAUCUAUUUUAUUUCUCAGAGAGAGAAAAGACGUGUUCUGUGUUGCAGUGAAAUCUGAGUUUCAGAAGGAAAGAUGCAAUAGAGUGUAGAGCAAAUGUAAAAGUAUUAUGCAUCUGGGAGAUUUGAAGAAAUGACAUGCGGUACAGUAAUAAUUGUGUCAAAUGUUGAUUGUAUUUUUUAUCAACUCAGAUGAUAUUCUUACACCAAAUCACUUGAAAUAUUAUUUUUGUGUAUCUAGCACUGCCAGUUUCCUCUUAGCUUGCCAAAAGGAUUUUUAUUUUUGCCUACAACAUCUUGGAAACUAUAACCUUUAUCAAUAUUUUCUGAAAAAAAGAGGAAAAAAAACUGUGGAAGGGGCAGACAUUUUUUAAGAAACAUGUAAAUAUUAAAAUACAUUAACAAGUUA
This is a messenger RNA of Alosa alosa (allis shad), 5147 nucleotides long. RefSeq names its product pleckstrin homology domain containing, family A member 7b (gene plekha7b). Lineage: Eukaryota; Metazoa; Chordata; Actinopteri; Clupeiformes; Clupeidae. The record is from RefSeq and is a predicted model, not a curated record. Gene Ontology annotation, molecular function: protein binding.